CAGCGGGCUAAGUGGUCUGUUUCAGACUACAUUCACUUGACCUCCCAAUAUGGCGUGUGUACGGGCUGCUGGUGUUCUCUCUAGAUUAACAACUGCAAGGUAUUCUCUUUUUACAGGUUUCACAUGUCGCAACAUUAUGCUUUCUUCUUCUAUAACGGCCCGAAGCCAUAUCAACUAUGAGGUCAAAGGAGAUGUGGCAGUUAUACGAUUUAAUACUCCAAACUCCAAGGUUAACACAUUGUCAAACCAAGUAAAUUCAGAAUUCACAGAAGUAAUGAAUGAAGUGUGGGCCAAUGAUGCAAUCAAGAGUGCAGUGCUAAUUUCAUCAAAACCAGGAUGCUUUAUUUCUGGAGCAGAUAUCAACAUGAUCGCAGCAUGCCAUACUACCGAAGAAGUUACCCGUUUGUCUCGAGAAGGACAACAGCUGUUUGAGAAGAUGGAAAAGUCACCUAAACCAAUUGUAGCAGCAAUUAAUGGGUCUUGUUUGGGAGGAGGAUUAGAGGUUGCUCUUGCUUGUCAGUACAGAGUGGCAACAAAAGACAAGAAAACUGUCCUGGCUACACCUGAAGUUCUGCUAGGGCUGCUUCCAGGGGCUGGUGGUACACAGAGACUGCCAAAAAUGGUUGGCCUCCCUUCUGCUUUUGACAUGAUGCUUACAGGAAAAAACAUUAGGGCUGACAAAGCCAAAAAAAUGGGACUUGUUGAUGUACUUGUGGAUCCAUUGGGCCCUGGCUUAAAAAGCCCAGAAGAGAGAACAAUUGAAUAUCUUGAGGAAGUUGCUAUUGAAUGUGCAAGAGGAAUUGUAAAUAAAAAAAUUUCUCUCAAAAAGGAAAAGGGGUUUGUUCAAAAAGUAACUGAUUAUGUAAUGAACAUUCCAUUGGUAAGGAAUCAGAUCUACAACACUGUGGAGAAAAAAGUAAUGAAACAGACAAAAGGGCUAUAUCCUGCUCCAUUAAAAAUUUUAGAGGUAGUUAAAACAGGAAUUGAGCAGUCCACUGAUGCAGGGUAUUUGGCAGAGUCACAGAAAUUUGGGGAACUUGCAAUGACUAGGGAAUCUAAAGCACUUAUUGGUCUCUAUCAAGGACAAGUGGCCUGCAAAAAGAAUAAGUUCGGAAACCCACAGAAAGAAGUUCAGACACUAGCCGUUUUGGGGGCCGGUUUGAUGGGAGCAGGUAUUGCACAAGUUUCUUUGGAUAAAGGACUACAUACCAUUCUUAAGGAUACUACUCUGGGUGGUCUUGAAAGAGGACAACAGCAGAUAUUUAAAGGGUUAAAUGAUAAAACAAAGAAGAAAACUCUUACAUCUUUUGAAAGGGAUAGCAUUCUUUCCAAACUUUCAGCCCAGCUAGACUAUAGUGGGUUCAAUAAGGCUGACAUGGUUAUCGAGGCAGUUUUUGAAGACCUCAAAAUUAAGCACAAAGUUCUCCAAGAAGUUGAAGCAAUGGUUCCUCCCCAUUGUAUUUUUGCCACAAACACAUCUGCCCUACCCAUUAAGGACAUUGCUUCUGUCAGUAAAAGGCCUGAUAAAGUAAUUGGUAUGCACUAUUUUUCUCCUGUGGAUAAGAUGCAACUUCUAGAGAUUAUAACUACAGAUAAAACCUCAAAGGACACAACAGCUUCUGCUGUCUCUGUUGGCCUUAAACAAGGAAAAGUUAUCAUUGUUGUGGGGGAUGGUCCUGGUUUUUACACAACAAGGUGUUUGGCUCCCAUGUUGGCUGAAUCAAUAAGGAUCCUGCAGGAAGGCGUUGAUCCUAAGAAACUGGAUGCUCUUUCAACUGGCUUUGGAUUCCCGGUUGGUGUUGCUACUCUAGCUGAUGAAGUAGGCAUUGAUGUUGCUGCUCAUGUUGCAGAGGAUUUAGGAAAAGCUUUUGGUUCAAGAUUUGGUGGUGGCAAUGUCGAAGUUCUGAAAACGAUGGUUGCAAAAGGAUUCAUGGGCCGCAAGUCUGGAAAAGGAUGUUAUAUUUAUCAGGAAGGAGUGAAAAGCAAAAAUGUGAACCCUGGACUUGAAGAAAUUGUGGAAAAAUUCAAACUUCCUGUAAAUUCUGAAGUGUCCAGUGAUUCAGAUAUCCAGUACCGCCUUAUCUCUCGGUUUGUGAAUGAAGCAGUCCUGUGCCUGCAAGAAGGUAUUCUUAGCAACCCGGUGGAAGGAGAUAUUGGAGCAGUUUUUGGUUUAGGUUUUCCUCCAUGCCUGGGAGGACCGUUCAGAUUUGCUGACUCCUAUGGAGCAGAUAAACUUGUUGAGAAAAUGAAAAAGUAUGAGAAUGUGUAUGGAAAUCACUUCACACCUUGUCCUUUAUUAACCGACUAUGCCAAGGAUCCCAGCAAAAAAUUUCACAAAUAGCAUCAUGUAAAAGUAUUGACAGAUAAUAUUUGAAAGUCCUGUGACAAAUUUGUAGGCAGAUUAAACCAUGGCUUUGUUUCAAUUGCGGGUUAUUUUGUAAAGAUAAACUCUUAACUAUAGUGCCUUACUUGCCUGGGGCACGAACUCUCUUUAGCGGAGCUUUAACAUUAAUUCACCAUCCAAGAAGGAAAGUAGAUUGCAGAAAAAUAAAACGUUGGCACUUCUUUAAGGGUCAGAUAUGAGAAGAGAUCCUUUGCAUAAAAUAACUCUUUCUAUGCACUAAUUGUUGAAUUAAGGCCAUUCCUAUUGGUUGUAUCAUUGUAAAUGCUUCAUAAAUAAAGCUAAACAAUUUUGGAAUAUUUAA
Polypterus senegalus (gray bichir) is the source of this 2705-nucleotide messenger RNA. Its product is annotated as trifunctional enzyme subunit alpha, mitochondrial-like. Gene Ontology annotation, cellular component: mitochondrion; mitochondrial fatty acid beta-oxidation multienzyme complex. Gene Ontology annotation, biological process: fatty acid beta-oxidation. The coding region runs from base 50 to 2341 and encodes 763 amino acids. Gene Ontology annotation, molecular function: NAD+ binding; long-chain (3S)-3-hydroxyacyl-CoA dehydrogenase (NAD+) activity; enoyl-CoA hydratase activity. NCBI's taxonomy places the organism in Eukaryota, Metazoa, Chordata, Cladistia, Polypteriformes, Polypteridae. The record is from RefSeq and is a predicted model, not a curated record. The transcript is spliced from 20 exons.